Molecule: messenger RNA, 930 nt
Organism: Bipolaris maydis ATCC 48331
Lineage: Eukaryota; Fungi; Ascomycota; Dothideomycetes; Pleosporales; Pleosporaceae
Source: RefSeq, a predicted model, not a curated record
AGAAAAAUGGCGCACAAUAACCCAUCCAAUGUGCUCGACCCUGAUGCUCCCGCGUUCUCCUCAAGCUCUAGUCUCUCUCAACAGGCCUCUAAUCAACAUCAAUGGGGCUUUCAGGCGCUUCAGGUCCCGUACAUACAUCAAGGUACCUCGUACUAUACCUACCCACCGCAAAUACUGCCACCACCACCACCACCAUCUCUACAACAAUCAUCUCAACCACUGCCAUCACAGCCACUACCAUCGCAAGCCCAUGAUGGUUACAAUAGUAGCAGCAGCAGCAACCACGGCAAUGGUAACGGAAACGGCUAUAGCAGCAACGUCCACAGAAACGGCUACAACAGUCCCUACCAAACUGGGUUCACCACUCCCCAUAACAACCUUUACACCCCCUUCACUAAUGCCAACAUCACUACCCCUUUUCACAAUGUUCAAAACAUUACUCUCUCCUCCAAUGGCUACCACUACUUCCACUUCCACAACAACUGCAACUACACAAACAGCCACUACAACAACAAUUUCCCCUCGUCGAACUCGUAUCCCACCAGCUACUCAAACCACAGCCUCUUCCCCGCCUUCUCCGGUCAGAUGCACCAAGUCGAGGGUAUCUCCAACAGCUUUCAUGACCAACGCAAUGCCACCAAUGGACAUGGUGGCGUCUGUCAGCAACAACCAAAGAAGGACAGUGGAAAAAAGAGCAAGAGGAACAAGAGGAAGAAGCAUGGAAAGAGCAAGGGUAAGAAGAAGGAUGAGGCCAAUGGUGACGAGCUUGGCAGCGACAAGAUGAAUGGAGAUGGCGCUGGUGGAAAUGAUGCCAAUGGAGUUGAGGCAAACGGGGGUGAGAGUAAUGGCAGCGAGGCCAAUGGUGAUGGCACUCGUGACGGUGAUACGUCCAACAAAAGGGAUUGGAAAUUUGGAGAAGAACAAACCUAG